Messenger RNA from Dichomitus squalens LYAD-421 SS1, 1317 nucleotides. RefSeq lists its product as uncharacterized. The transcript is spliced from 3 exons. Bases 524 to 934 code for a protein of 136 amino acids. NCBI's taxonomy places the organism in Eukaryota, Fungi, Basidiomycota, Agaricomycetes, Polyporales, Polyporaceae. Gene Ontology annotation, molecular function: oxidoreductase activity. The record is from RefSeq and is a predicted model, not a curated record.
CGCAAAUGUAUGCUCGUUGCCGUAACUGAGCAUCGCAACGUUUCUCCACGACAACGCCUGCAGCCGUGUCCGGCCGUGUCCUCGCUAAGUACCAAUUUGUACAGCUUGCUAUAGGAACGGCCUCUAGUCUCGACCAAGACAGUCCGCGUGUCAACGUCCCGUGCGAGGGUUUUGCGCCGAACCUGGAACAGCCUCCUGUCCCCACUCAGCUCCCCCAACGUACAGCGUCCCUGAAACAUUUCUUCUAGAAAGUCUGUUAUGAUCCUCUGGCGACGAUCCUCAUUGGUCGCUGCUGUCCAGCAUGAUUCUUUCCGGGCAAACGGCUAUCAUGGUCAUAAGCUUGUAGUCCCUAUUAUUCAAGGAGCUUCCGCGACACGCGGUGUUCCCGCCCUAGAAGUCAGCUGCGAGCAUCGAGUCUCGACGGCAUAAAUACUCGAACUCUCCACUGUCGCAUUCUCACUUGUGCCCACAGGCUUACUCCCUCCGAGUGUUCCACCGUCCUUCCCCGCCCUAGAAGUCCGCAAUGAGCACCACUGCUUUCCCACCCGUGCGCAAGGACCGUGUCCGCCUCAUCGGCCUCAUGGCCAAGAAACCCGGCCUCUCCGACGAGGAGUUCUUCAAGCACUGGCAUGAGGUCCACGGCCCGCUGUUCACCAAUCUCGAAGUCACGAAGAAGAACCUCCUCAAGUACGAACAGCAUCACUACACGACCCAGUUUGAAGAGGGAGCCAAGGCGAUGGGUUUCGACGUCGCUCCAUACCGUGGCAUUGCUCUUUUCGAGGCCGAGUCCUACGAUAAGAUUAUGGAGAUAUUUGCGAGCGAAGAGUAUAACGCCAUCGGUCUCCCCGAUGAGCAAAAAUUCCUCGAUCGCUCGAAGACGGGUUUCAUCCCAGGUACCAUCAUCACAUUCAUUGACACGGAUAAGAAGGCAUAGAGGUACCCCAACGUUCCAGAUACGUAUGCAUGAACAGGACUGAUGUGGGAUGCUCUUCCCCACAGCGUAUGCACCUUAGUCACAACCCUGCGCCUGUACGAUUGAUGGACAAGGAGACAUGACUAGACUCACGUAAUGACCGUCUUUACGGCGCUGCUGCCUCACUAUACUCCCUGUGUCAAUAUUGUCUUUCCAUAUCGCUGAACACCUGGUACUUGGCGCGUUUCAGCAAGGCCUCGGCCCUCGACUUCUGCUUGACAGUACCGGUGCCAACCUGACAGCAGGCUCUCUUCUUCAUAUUGAAUGCCUACGUUUCUUUUCGACUAUUCGUAUUCUUCCUGCAGAGCCUGGUGGUCCUCCCCGGCGCCACUGAAUCGAUUCUG